Trypanosoma theileri is the source of this 1020-nucleotide messenger RNA. RefSeq lists its product as uncharacterized. The transcript has a single exon. The coding region runs from base 1 to 1020 and encodes 339 amino acids. The record is from RefSeq and is a predicted model, not a curated record. Lineage: Eukaryota; Euglenozoa; Kinetoplastea; Trypanosomatida; Trypanosomatidae.
AUGAUGUCUCGUGUGUUGUGUUUGCUCGCAUUGGUGUUGAGUGUUCUCUCUUUGUGUGUGACAGCUGAGGUGGGUUCUGAAACUCUUGCAGUUGAUCCUGCUGGUGGUACUUGUGCUAAAGGUGCUGAUCCACCUCCUGAUGGUCAAACUUGUACACCUGCCCCUUCUGCUGGUGCCCGACCUCCACCUCCGGGUCCACCACCACCACCUGGUCCUCCUCCUCCUCCUGAUGGUGAGGGUACUUGUGCUUCAGGUACUACUUGUAAUACCGGCCGUAGUGAUUCUGAUUCUUCUCGUACUGAUUGUGAGACGUCUACUGGGUCGGAAACUUGCAUUCCUAAGGAAACUAAGAAGGAAGACAGUUGCAGUGGUGGAUCUAGUGAUGCACAUUGUCCACUACCACCGGAGGAACCGGUUCGAAGUAUAAAUAAUCCUCAAGGAGAUGGCCAGGUACUUGGUAAACCAGAUCCAAUUGGUGGGUCUGGUGACCAAAGAGAAUCUGUGGUGGAUGCUGCUGAACCUAGUGGUGGUGCUUCUUCUUCUUCUUCUGAACCUCCUUCAGCUACUGGUCCUGCUCUUACUCCUACUCUUCAAACUCCUCAACCUCCUGAGGGGAGUGCUGUUGAGUCUUCAGUUGAUGGCCAACCUGGAAGCAACGGCAACAAUACACCACGUGAGGGUGGAAAUGGAGAUAACAAUGAAACUGCGGCAACACAACCUUCUGCUGACUCUUCUAACACUUCCGCCACAGUGAGUGGUGAUGGUUCUGAUACUGCAACACCUGGGAAUGACAAUACAUCUGCAGGAACUGGGUCAACAAGUAACCAAGAAGGUGAUGUGGGUAAUACAACCACCACCACCACCACCACAACAACAACAACAACAAGAACAACACUUCCUCCUGAACUCACAAACAACAAGAAGGGUGAUGCAGACAGCAGCAGCAGUAUCAGCAGUUCUGUGUGGGUGCGUGUACCACUACUGAUUGUGGUUACACUGGCCUGUAUUCUUGUGGGCUGA